Molecule: messenger RNA, 1188 nt
Organism: Ziziphus jujuba (common jujube)
Lineage: Eukaryota; Viridiplantae; Streptophyta; Magnoliopsida; Rosales; Rhamnaceae
Product: tropinone reductase homolog At2g29290
Exons: 4
Coding region: 155-1024 (289 amino acids)
Molecular function (GO): oxidoreductase activity
Source: RefSeq, a predicted model, not a curated record
CACACACACAAACAUACAUACAUAUCCAAACUCUUAAAUAUAUAAACACCUUCAUAGCCUGAAGUCAUCCAUAAAUUCCUUGUCUCUGUUUAUCCAAAAUUUGCCGGUUAAUUAAUUUGGUGAAAGCAAGUCUGAAUUGUAAAAACGAAGAAAAAUGGAAAAAACAGAGCCAAGUUUUCAACAUGAACGGUGGUCUCUCAAGGGUAUGACUGCCCUAGUCACUGGUGGAACAAGUGGUAUUGGAUAUGCGAUUGUAGAAGAGCUAGCAGGACUUGGGGCAACCAUACAUACAUGUUCUUUGAGCCAAAAGGAAAUCGAUGAGAGGCUACCAGAAUGGGAGAGUAAAGGCUAUCAAGUCACUGCCUCACUUUGUGACCUUACUUUUGCCACCCAAAGGGAGCAACUCAUAAACACUGUCUCUUCUAUUUUUCAUGGCAAGCUCAAUAUCCUUGUAAACAAUGUUGCAAAAGUUACGCUUAAAGAUGCAAAAGAUCACACACUUGAAGAUUUCUCAUCAAUAAUGACACUCAAUGUUGAAUCUCCUUACCACCUAUGCCAACUUGCUCACCCUCUCUUGAAAGCUUCAGGAUCUGCAAGUAUUGUUUUUGUUUCCUCCAUUUCUGGUCUCAUUGCUUUGCCCAAAGUUAGUAUUUAUGCAGCAUCCAAAGGAGCAAUCAAUCAACUUACGAGAAAUUUGGCAUGCGAAUGGGCAAAAGACUCUAUUCGAACAAAUGCAGUAGCACCAUGGGCUGUUAAUAAUGGGAUCUUAAAACCUGUAGACGGUGUCAAAACCCUAAUCCUUAAUAUUUUUCGGUUUUUAAAAUUUUUAUCACAAUCUCACAUUUUGAAAUUGGUUGACUCUAUCCGUCGUUAUUUUCCACUUAUAAUGAGAAAUCCUAUCAGCCGCCUCGCCGAGGCUAACGAAGUUUCUUCGCUGGUGGCAUUCCUUUGCCUUCCUGCUGCUUCUUACGUUAAUGGACAAGUUAUUAGUGUUGAUGGAGGAUUCACUGUCAGCGGUUUCUAAAUUAUAGUAUAAAUUUGUCAGUACCAUAUUAGAAAUAUAUGUUGAAUUAGAUUAUAUUGGAUUGUAGUUAAAUAAAUAUUGUACUGAUUUUUAUUUUGGAGUGUAAUAAGGUACAAUCCAUAUGUUUGAUUUUAUAUAUAUAUAUAUUGUACUGAUUUUUGUUU